Molecule: messenger RNA, 2868 nt
Organism: Thalassophryne amazonica
Lineage: Eukaryota; Metazoa; Chordata; Actinopteri; Batrachoidiformes; Batrachoididae
Gene: ntrk2b
Product: neurotrophic tyrosine kinase, receptor, type 2b
Exons: 18
Coding region: 318-2729 (803 amino acids)
Biological process (GO): regulation of phosphatidylinositol 3-kinase/protein kinase B signal transduction; cell surface receptor protein tyrosine kinase signaling pathway; positive regulation of kinase activity
Cellular component (GO): plasma membrane; axon; signaling receptor complex
Molecular function (GO): ATP binding; brain-derived neurotrophic factor binding; brain-derived neurotrophic factor receptor activity
Source: RefSeq, a predicted model, not a curated record
CAUUGAUCUCCAAACAUCUGGAACACCUCAUAUUUGUUUUACGAGGCGCCAGCUCACGCCUAAUGUGCAGAGGAGUGACGGCAGCAGCGGGACGGCGGCACUUGACACCUCGCUUCACAGCGUCGACAUGCACUAGUGCGAUAAAGCAGCAGCUUUGCGGAGACGGCAAAGGCCAAUCCGUGGCAUCUUGAUGUUUCAAACCACGGGCUUUUGCGCAUUCCUGGCCGUACGGCGCAGUCUUCUCCUGCGGAUUCCCAAGGAUUUAUUUGCAACGGAUUCGAUUCGGUUUUGAAUUUGCGGGAAACAUCAUCACACACAUGUGUAUAUUCGUCGGAGCUGCGAUGGACUCCAGCGCGGGGGAACAUCACGGCACGGCUCGCCUCGGAUUGUUUUUGGUUUUGAUGGGGCUGUGGAGAUUUUGCGACGCUUGCCCCGCAUCGUGCACAUGCAGCGUCUCCAGGAUUGUUUGUAUUGAUUCCGAACCGGGGAUCGAGGAUUUCCCUGUGCUCACGUUGGACGACAUGGAAAACAUCACGGAGAUAUACAUUGCCAACCAAAACAGACUGUUUGACAUCAGUGACAACAGUUUAAGGCACUACAUCAACCUCAGAAACCUGACAGUGACAAAGACGAGAUUGACGGCGAUCUCAUCGGACGCCUUUUAUAACAAUACAAGACUUCAAUACUUAAAUCUCACAGACAAUAACCUGUCAACGCUGUCAUGGAGAACAUUUCAGAACUUGAACGUGUCUUGUUUGAUCCUCCUCACUGGUAAUCCUCUGGAUUGCGUAUGUGAUAAUUUGUGGAUCAAACUGAGGCUCCAAGAUGAAAUCGAGAAUCAGGAUCUGAAGUGCAUUGACGACAGAGGAGUGACAAAAACCUUCGCCAAGCUCACUCCUCCAGACUGCGACGUCCCGCAAGUGCAGGUCACCCCAACGCUUGUGACCGAGAUGGAGGGGAGUAACGUAAAAGCUGAGUGCAUCGGCUCGGGAUCACCUCCUCCUGACAUCGAGUGGAAUCUUGACAUGCUGUCCACACACUACGUGACUGAACGUCUGGAUCUCAAGCUCAGCCUCACUUUGACAGGCCUGUCACCGGCUGACAACGGCAGAGUGAUCAUAUGCAGCGCUGAGAACAUCGUGGGUCAGACCGAGGCCUCGCUUCAGCUGAAUAUUCUCUUUGCCCCCACCAUCCAGCAGCUGCUGGGGCCGGAGCGGGACCACCACUGGUGCAUCCCCUUCAGCGUAACGGGGAACCCCAAACCUGAGUUGCAGUGGUACCAUGAAGACAUGCCUCUGCAGGAGCAGGACUACAUCCGCACUUACAUCCACCUGUACACCGAGAGCGAGUACCACGGCUGCCUGCAGCUGGUCAACCCUACGCACAUCCACAAUGGCGAGUACACGCUAGUGGCCACCAAUCAGUACGGCCGGGAUGAGAAGAAGGUGUCAGCCCAGUUUAUCGACCCGCCGGACAUCGACCCGCCAGAUGACCAUUUCUACUACUACCCAACAGACUCACCCCUCACCCCGCUGGACGACAGCGUGGCGAAGUAUGUCGUUGCAGGAAUUACGGGUGUUGCAUUCGUUGGCAGUGCUCUGAUGGCGAUCAUUCUGAAAUAUGGUAGAAACUCCAACUUUGGCAUCAAAGGCUCCUCCUCGGUCAUUAGUAAUGACGACGACUCUGCCAGCCCUCUUCAUCAUGUCUCCAAUGGCAACAACACCCCGUCGUCCUCCGAGAUGGGUCCAGAUGCAGUGAUCAUUGGGAUGACGAAGAUUCCUGUCAUUGAGAACCCUCAGUACUUCCGUAACUCUGGCAGUAUGCUGAAAGCUGAGACGUUUGUGCAGCACAUCAAGAGACAUAACAUUGUACUGAAGCGGGAGCUCGGAGAAGGGGCCUUUGGGAAAGUCUUUCUCGCUGAGUGCUACAACCUGACACCAGACCAGGAGAAGAUCCACGUGGCAGUCAAGACUCUGAAAGAGGCCAGUGAGAGCGGCCGAGCCGACUUCUACAGGGAGGCCGAACUCCUGACAAACCUCCAACAUGAGCACAUUGUCACCUUCUACGGCGUGUGCGUGGAGAGCGACCCCCUCAUCAUGGUGUUUGAAUAUAUGAAACAUGGCGACCUGAACAAGUUUCUCAGGUCCCAUGGUCCUGAUGCGGUGCUGAUGGCAGACGGGCAGCACAGCAUCUUGGUGGAGCUGACCCAGUCCCAGAUGCUGCACAUUGCCCAGCAAAUUGCUGCUGGGAUGGUCUACCUGGCCUCCCAGCAUUUUGUCCACAGAGACUUGGCUACCAGGAACUGCCUGGUAGGAGAAAACCUGCUGGUUAAGAUUGGAGACUUUGGCAUGUCCAGAGACGUUUACAGCACAGACUACUACAGAGUGGGUGGCCACACGAUGCUGCCGAUCCGAUGGAUGCCCCCAGAGAGCAUCAUGUACCGGCGGUUCACCACAGAGAGCGACGUAUGGAGCCUCGGCGUGGUGCUGUGGGAGAUCUUCACCUACGGCAAGCAGCCCUGGUUCCAGCUCUCCAACAACGAGGUGAUCGAGUGCAUCACUCAGGGCCGCGUGCUGCAGCGGCCUCGCACCUGCCCCAAGGAGGUCUACGACCUGAUGCUGGGCUGCUGGCAGAGGGAACCCUACAUGAGGCUCAACAUCAAGGAGAUCCACAGUCUGCUGCAGAGCCUGGCCAAGGCCUCCCCCGUCUACCUGGACAUCCUGGGCUGAGCCACAGUCCUGGAACGUCCUGAGCUCUGCAACACCCCCCUGUUUUUUUUUGGUUUAUGGGCAUGAACGUGCGAAUGUGUGAGCGUCUGCACAGAACCUGGCUGUAAAUGUUACUGUAAAUGCUCCUGGUCACAUUCCA